Contarinia nasturtii (swede midge) is the source of this 1062-nucleotide messenger RNA. RefSeq names its product 46 kDa FK506-binding nuclear protein-like. NCBI's taxonomy places the organism in Eukaryota, Metazoa, Arthropoda, Insecta, Diptera, Cecidomyiidae. Gene Ontology annotation, molecular function: peptidyl-prolyl cis-trans isomerase activity. The record is from RefSeq and is a predicted model, not a curated record. The transcript is spliced from 5 exons. The coding region runs from base 1 to 1062 and encodes 353 amino acids.
AUGGAACAAAAUUUGGACACAGGCACUGAGUUCACAUUGUGGGCACGGUUUGAAAAUACAGAUAUUCCAUUGGCGAAUUUGAAUUUUACAAACUCUCAGGUUCGGCUUGAUUUGGCUUUUGGCUCGGCCGACAAUGUCACAUUUUUUGUGGAUGGGCUUUGUACAAUAUUUUUUACUGGAUACUAUUUAGAAAUAGUUUGUUCAGAGUGCGCGGAAAUUGCACCGAAAAAACGGAAAUUCGUUGACGCAUCAACAUCAAAUCCUUGCAACAUAAGCUCAACGCCGAAAAACGUAACGCCCAAAUCAUCUCGUCCUGUAAACACACAAUUACGACAAGCUGAAUCAGUGUCAACAAUGAAUACAAUGGUUCCAAACAGUUCACAUCACAACACAUUCAAUACAGUUAACAUAAGUGACAACAACGACUCGACCUCGAAUCAUGGACACAUUGAGGAUAUUGAUGAAUUUAUCGAAGAUGACAUAAAUAAAUCACCGGAACAAGGGGUUAACAUGCAGGUGCCAUUACGCACACCGAGAAAACAAACAUCAUCAACGUCAAGUCUUCACAAUAUGAACACACAGCCAAUGAACGUAGCGCUCAAAACAUCUCAUCUUGCACGCAAACCAUUCCAAGCUCAAUCCGUGACGAAUGCACCGAUGCGAAAGACUUUUCAACCGAACAAGGUCAGAGUAGCUAGCAUGACUGACAACAACGAGUUGAUUCAAAAUCCAAAAAGCAUUCGCGAAGAAGUGACCUUUCAUGAUAUUUCAAUUGGCAAUGGCGCCACAGUUCAAAGAUCAUCAACAGUCACUAUCAGUUUAGUUGGAUCAUUAGAGAGUACGGGUCUUCAAGUUUUCGUCAAUCCAAAUUUCAAGUUCAAAAUUGGAAGCUCAAUCGCUCCCAGUGGCUUGAGUGAGGGAAUACGUGGUAUGACUGUUGGAUCAACACGUAGAAUCAGAUGCCCACCAAGUUUCGCUUAUGGGGCAGAUGGACUGGACCCUAGUGUGCCACCAUUUUCAAACAUCAUUUUUGAGGUUAGCCUUCUAAAAAUCGGAAAGUAA